Molecule: messenger RNA, 8785 nt
Organism: Haplochromis burtoni (Burton's mouthbrooder)
Lineage: Eukaryota; Metazoa; Chordata; Actinopteri; Cichliformes; Cichlidae
Product: potassium/sodium hyperpolarization-activated cyclic nucleotide-gated channel 1
Exons: 9
Coding region: 3831-8333 (1500 amino acids)
Biological process (GO): potassium ion transport; transmembrane transport
Cellular component (GO): membrane
Molecular function (GO): voltage-gated potassium channel activity
Source: RefSeq, a predicted model, not a curated record
CUCUGUGGCUGCCAUUGUUGAAGUACAUUGGUGCUCUUUAUAGGAUUUGGAGAUAAGACUUUCAUUCCUACCCAGAGUCCCAAGCUUAUCUCUGUGCAGCGGCAAUUUUUUUGGCUAUUAUGAGCAGCAGCCGAUGAUGCAGAGCUGACACCCCCUUUGUCAACUGAGAUGACCCAGAUGGCCACAUCUGCAUAUUGCUCACCCAGAAAGUAAUUAUAUCUGUUCCUGUGUGGGUCUUCCUCAUGUCUCAUAAUCCUUUAUUUUGUGACAUCCUUGCUUCCUCCUUUUUUCCUUUUGAGCUUUAAUGUGCAUUGAAUCCUCCCGCAGCAGUUUAUUUCUCUCUCUCUCUCUUUCUACCACUAAUAGCCACUUUUACAGAGGCUGACUCACUGUAAAUAUUUCUGUGGUUAGUCUAAUAGCGUUUUAUCUUUCUGGGACAAUUGGAGCACUUACAGAGUUUUAUGUCUAUAUUUGCAAAAGUCUGUUUCCCAUAAGCCUGCGGGAAUACGAUGUGAGGUUUUUCACUUAUUCUACAUGUAGAUCUAUUCAAGUCAACUUCUGAAGUAAAAGUAGUAAUACCACAACAAAAGAAAACUGAAAUAAAAGUAUAGAUAUCAGAUAAAUUUAUAUUUAAUCUUUUAAACCACCAAUUUGACCUCUUAAAGUAUUGUGCAAAAGCCACACGUCACUUCUUUAUAUUUUGCUACGGAAAUGGGAAAUAGGUGUAGAGAUUUAUUAACAUUAUUUAUUUAUUAAAAUGUGCAAACAAUGGAUUUAAAAUACAUAAAGGAAAGUAGAAUCUGUAUAAUACUAACAAGCUUGAAAUAUUCAAUAUUUGGUUUGAACGAAUUUAUUCUUUAACAAAGCCUGAACUCUCUCAGGCAGCUUUCUUGCAAUUUUAGUAGUCUUCAGGAAUAUUUCUCCAGGCUUCUUGAAGAUCAUUCAAAGCUCUUCUUUGGAUGUUGGCUGCCUUUUGUUCUGUUCUCUGUCAAGCUGAUCCCACGCUGGUUUAAUUAAUGGUGAGGUCCGGGGUCUGGGGAGGCCGAUCCACAACUGAUGUCAUGUGUGCUUUUACUACAUUGGCAGUGUGUUCGGGAUCAUUGUCAUGCCAAAUAUUGAAGCCGCUUCCAAUCAGACUCUUUCCAGAUGUUAUUGAAUGGUGGAUCAAUAUGUGAUGGUACUUUUCUCCAUCUAUAAUUCCAUCAGUUUUGAUAAUGGUGGUGAUGAUCAGAACCAAAUAUUGAAAUUGUGAUUCAUCAAUUCCAUUCAUCAAUUCAAUACCUGUUGUGAUUAAUUUUCGGUCCACUUCUUGUGUAAUUUGACACACCACAGCCUUUCUCCCUGUUUCCCUUCAAUAAGAAUGGCUUCUUGACACCCACCCUUGCACUGAGAGCUUUUCUGAUGAGACUUCAGUGAACAGCAGAUGGAUUGACUGAAGGCCUAGCAGAUUGGGACGUUGCUGGAUUUCCCCCCCUGUUUCUUAAGGACAUGGCUUUCAGAUACUAUUCAUCUGCUGUACAGAGUAUUUAGCCUCCCACUCGUUAAUCCAAGAAUAAAAAAUAGCCAUCACAGAAAUUGUAAAUGAACAUAAUAGGCGCCCUUUUUAUACUAAGUAGUAAAUAGCUGUCAAAUGUAAUUUUUCCCUCAAAAAUGUUGUAGUUUUAGAUGUUUACAUAAAGUACUUCACAGCUGUUCUUAAGCUGAACAUACUUUUCCCUGCUGAGUGUAAUUUGGAUGUAGAUGUGUUCACAAUUCGUAACAACACAUAAAAAAUAAACUACUCUGUUAAAUUUAAAAUCCCUGCAUUCACAAUAUUUCUUGACCUUAGAAUACUGACAGAUCGACUAUAAAGUCUCUUACUUAAGAAGGAUAACCAAUAAACAGCUGACGAAUAAAAGUAAAUCUUGCUGUGAAAAAUGUAGUCGAGUACUUAAAUACAUUUAAAAUACUUAAAGGGGGAAAAGUAUAUUACAGUAAACUACCCUGUGAUCUAUUUCAUGAUGUAUCAGCCUUCAUAUCUCUCUAGACGAACUCAAGCUCUGGAGUUUAACUGCAGAUUGAAUUAAUAUUUAUUAUUUCUAAAAGGUGUAUCUGCUUCACGUUGUUUGGAUCACAGCGUUCUUUAAGGACUUCAUUCAUUUUUCUUUUAUUUCCUUUAUAAGUCCUCCCCAUUGUUGGUACAAAAAAGGCUUGCCCCUUUUUGCUAUUUAAAUAAAGUUUCAUCAUCCCUCUUUCCAUCACGCGCUCCCUCGCCGCAUUGGUGAGAAGGGAUGACGCGCAUCCUGUACCUGCGAGGGAUGCGUGCGUCUUGCGCCGGCUGGGCAUGCGGCCUUGGGGGAAGGAUGAUGGGGAUGCGGAUGCCAUGGCAACAAGCUGAUUAGAUUCCGACUAUUAUAUGGACAUUUAUUUAUUUAAUAUUUCAUUUGCACGCGCUGGCGGCGCGCUUCUGCGGACGUGUCAGACCGACCUCUGAGUGUUGAGUCAGAAAAGGAAGUAAAUUGAGCCGUAAACUGGACUCCAUCUGCUCUGCACAAUUUCCUGAGGACCAAGGAUCAACAAGUUGCUUUUUUUUUUUUUUUAUUUAAGGAAGGUUUGAAAUUCAUGGGAGCGCACAGUUUUACCUCGGAGCAGCUUUCUUCAUUUAAAUGUAGAGUCUGUAAUCUGCCGUUGGUGCCAUAAGAGGGGAAGGGACGCCGCCGUAUCCCUGUAGACUGGACACAGUGUCAUUGAAAAGUGAAGUGAAGUGCAUGGCAGCGCCUGCAUGUGAGGAAACAUGGAAUGUGGUGCGUCAGGCUGUGAGAACCUCAUCAAGUUAAUUGCGGUAUCAGGUUUUUUUUAUUUUUAUAAAUUAGCUUUUUUUGUAAAGGAGGAAAUCUGUCUGUGUGUCUGACUGCGCUUCAGUCGCGGGUAGAUGGGUUUUCCGUCAUGGUGAAGGUGUUUUUUCCCGCACGGAUACUGAAAAUGACAACGUGUGGCGGACUGAGUGAAAACAUGGGCUAGACCUGGGGUAUUCUGACUUCCUUCCCAGCCGUAUUUGUUCCCGUUUUUCCUGUGUGCAUGUUCCUGGUUGCUGGUCGAGUGCGUGUCCUUAUGAAUCAGUGCGUCUCGGAAUGAGCGCUCGUUUGUGCCUUUUUUCGUGCGUCCUUUCUGUCCGUUAACAACCCAUCCCUCCUAACAGAGUAUCGAGUGUCCUUGUCUUUCAUCCUCGGAUGAAUGUUCCCCAGUCUGACACCUUAGCGCCCAAAACAUCUCUUACAUAAUGAUAUAUGAUGAAAGGGGCAAAGACUGGGAAGGCAGCCUGGACAUAUAGGCUACACGGACAGGACACGGACGGCCAAUGAGCGUCGAGCGCUCUUAUCUACAAUAGACCGGGAAUCCGGUGCCAAUAUGACCGGUGUCGGAGCGUUAAGGGCGACUGUGGAGCGGAGAGGGAGGGCCUCGGGCGGAGAGCAGCGUUUCAAGGACGAGGAAGGAGGACUGGCAGAGAAACAUCUGUAAGGACAAACAAGACUCUUUAAGAAAAGAGGAAAAGUGAAGCUGCAGGCGUCACAGUGAUAGGGGGGGAAUAUUUUUGUCUGGAUGGGGCUUUUUCCAAGGGCACUGAGGUAAGAAUGGCCACAUCCGCGGAAAGAGGGCGGAAGACUCCGGGAGAAUGACUGGAGACUCGCUGCACUUUUCUGUCGCUUCUUCAAUUUAACAUUCAGAGCGUCAUUGACUUUCUCAUCUAUGUAACCUAGACAGGUCGACAGUACUGAAUAGUUAUUCUGAGGGGUGGGGGUCACAGGUUAUAUUGAUCCUCCCCUCACACUCCUUCCCUUCCCUGAGUUGGGAUGGAUGGGGUGGCUGGAGGUGUGGGUACCCCUAGUAGCGCCGGGGGGUCCGGGGGUGACAGCCUGCCCAGGCGUAACGGAGGGGACUCGAAGAGGCGCAGUAAGGGCAGUUUGCCCUCUCCCGGCUACAGGCUGUCCCAGGCCUCGCUGGAGGGAGAAAGGGGCUCCUUUGGGGCAGAUAGCACAUCCUCAGGUGGACGCGGGCGUCGCCUCUCCAUCAUGAGCGCCUCCACCAGGGACGGCCUGCCCUUCCGUACAGCAGGCACUCCAACUACCCCGAUUCCCUUGCCGCCUCCUCCGUCCUCCUGUUCUGGCACAGCCCAUCCUCCUCCGCGAUCAGUAGGCUUCGCCUCCCGUGCAGCCCUGGCCUCUACGUCCUCCACUGGGACCGGAGUCAUGGUGGUGGCCACCGGUGCAGAGACCACCACAACCACAGCAUGCAACACCAAUGCAGCAGGAACCCCUGAGAUGAUGGGUCAGUCUAGCCUGGGUGGGUUUGGCAUGGGAUUGGACGGGGAAGACUACAGCAACUCCAACCAGAGCACCUUCAUCCAGAGACAGUUUGGAGCCAUGCUUCAGCCUGGGGUCAACAAGUUCAGUCUGCGCAUGUUUGGAUCGCACAAAGCUGUGGAACAGGAGCAGGAAAGACUGAAAUCAGCAGGAGCGUGGAUCAUCCACCCCUACAGUGACUUCAGAUUCUACUGGGAUCUUUUGAUGUUACUGCUGAUGAUGGGAAACCUAAUCAUCCUGCCAGUGGGCAUCACGUUCUUUCGAGACGAGAACACUCCUUCAUGGAUCAUCUUUAACGUGGUCUCGGACACUCUCUUCAUGGUCGAUUUGGUCCUUAACUUCAGGACCGGCAUCGUCAAGGAAGACAACACUGAGAUAUUACUCGACCCGAGGGCGAUUCGCCAGAAAUACCUGAAGAGCUGGUUCCUCGUGGACUUUGUGUCAUCCAUCCCGGUGGAUUACAUCUUCCUAAUGGUGGACAGUCUGGACUCAGAGGUCUACAGGACGGCCAGGGCGCUGCGGAUAGUCCGCUUCACCAAAAUCCUGAGCCUGCUUCGGCUCCUGCGCCUGUCCAGGCUCAUCCGCUACAUCCACCAGUGGGAGGAGAUCUUCCAUAUGACCUAUGACCUUGCCAGUGCUAUGGUAAGGAUAGUAAAUCUAAUUGGCAUGAUGCUGCUGCUGUGCCACUGGGAUGGCUGUCUCCAGUUUUUGGUCCCCAUGCUGCAGGACUUCCCUCCUGACUGCUGGGUUUCUAAGAAUGUGAUGGUGAACGACACAUGGGGUGUGCAGUACUCCUAUGCUCUGUUCAAAGCCAUGAGCCACAUGCUGUGUAUCGGCUACGGUGCCCAGGCUCCCGAGGGGAUGACUGAUGUGUGGCUCACCAUGCUCAGUAUGAUUGUAGGCGCCACCUGCUAUGCCAUGUUCAUCGGCCACGCCACCGCUCUGAUCCAGUCACUAGACUCAUCGCGGCGACAGUAUCAGGAAAAGUACAAGCAGGUGGAGCAGUACAUGUCGUUCCAUAAGCUCCCGGCAGAUGUUCGGCAAAAGAUCCAUGAGUACUACGAGCACCGCUUCCAGGGAAAAAUGUUCGAUGAAGAGAACAUCCUGGGAGAACUUAGUGAGCCGCUAAAAGAGGAGAUAGUCAGCUUUAACUGCCGCAGCCUGGUUGCUAACAUGCCGCUGUUCGCCAACGCUGAUCCCAACUUUGUGACCGCCGUACUUACCAAGCUCCGCUUUGAAGUGUUUCAGCCAUCAGACUUCAUCAUCCGUGAGGGCACAGUUGGACGUAAGAUGUACUUUAUCCAGCACGGACGCGUCAGCGUGCUGACCCGUGGCAACAAGGAGACCAAGCUGAGUGAUGGGUCUUACUUUGGAGAGAUCUGCUUAUUGACUCGAGGACGGAGGACAGCCAGUGUCCGAGCAGACACAUAUUGCCGUUUGUACUCUCUCAGUGUGGACAGCUUCAAUGAGGUUCUGGAGGAACACCCGAUGAUGCGACGUGCCUUUGAAACUGUUGCAGCUGACCGACUGGACCGUAUUGGCAGGAAGAACUCCAUGCUCACGCGGAAGUCGUCCCAGGGCGGUUCUCUUGGUGGCAGCAUGGGUCGUGGUGGAGGCCGAGGUGGGGGGGGUCUAGGAGGUGGUGGUAUGACAGCAGGAGGUCUGGGUUCCUGUGACAGCAUGCUGGUGCAGCAGAUUGUUAAACACGACAGCAUGCCAGCCAUGCAGGAUGCCAUCGCAGCCGCUGCUGCCGCUGGAAGAAGUGGCACGGUGUCUCCUCGGCCACGCCCCGUCAUCUGGGCGCCGCUGGUCCAUGCUCCCCUGCAGACUGCGGCUGCAACAAGUAAUGUUGCCGUUGCCCUCAUGCACCAGCAGCAACAGCAACAGCAGCAGCUUCAGCAGCUGCAGCAGCAGCAGCACGCUCUUGGAGGAGCUUUUUACCUGCCCUCCCCUCUCAUCUCCCCCUCUCCCUCCUCCUCUUUCCCUCUUUCUUCUCCUCGUGCUCCUGUGUUGCAGCCCCUUCGCCCCUCUGUGAGCUCUCUCAUUGGGAUGAUGGCGAUGGGAGGAAUAGGUGGCUUGUCGCCAAGAGGAUUUCCUGUCUCCCCCUCAACCAUGGGCCCUCCUGGUGGGGUGACAUCGCCUCCUGUUGCUAAAACUCCACCCACUUCAGCCUCCUCUGUCCCAACUUCUGUCCAACAAGGAAGGAAUCUCCAUUACAGCCUCCGACUUCAGGCAGAUCAUCCCUCAGCGAUUUCUGGAUCUCUUGGAGCCCCAACAGGAGGAGGAGGACCAGCUGCACUUCCCCACAAAACACCAGCCGCCAAUCCGCCUGCCUCCAGUGGCCCAUCAGAUGGCAACACUUCGCUUACAGCUCAGCAAGGGGCAAAAGAGGCUCUGUUACGUCAUGGAGGAAACACUUCACAGGGUCUCCCGGCACUGGGUAGACUCACCCAGGAAGCCAGGCUGCUCUCAGCCUCACAGCCUACCCUGCCUCAUCGCUCUUGGGCUGCAGUGCAGCCUCACCCUCCUCUCCAUCGGAAGGCCUCUGGCGGUAAUUUGCUAGCAGCUCCGUUUCUGGCAGGGCAAUUAGCCAGGGGAAGCAGUGCAGGCCUGCUGACCUCUAAUCCUUCAGUACAGCUGGUGACAAAUAUGCCAUUUAAUGCACAAACACAAGCACAGGGCACAGUUCCUGUCCAGCCCACUAUAGCACAGACUGUAUACACACAGUCUGCAGCUCACACUGCCUCUGCUGCCACAGCUGCACACAUGCCUUCUACAUCGUCUGUGCCAGCAUCUUCCUCUCCUCCAAAGCAUACCCCGCUCUCCUCUGCCACCCCUUCCCCUGCACCCACUCCUUCAUCUCCUACACCUAUUCUUUGCCAGACUCCUCGACCGAAACCAAUCCCAAUGACCCCUUCCCGCUCCUCCUCUCCUCCUCUCUGCUCCACCCCUCCAUCGGCAGGAACAAGCCCACUGUCGCUCUCUUCAAUUCCUCGUCCCAAACCAAUUCCUACACCCUCCUCCCGCUCGUCCUCUCCCUCUCCAUCUUCCACACCACCUCCAUCCUCUGUUUCUACCCCUGUUCCACUACCUCAGCCUUACGGGACCAGAUCCUCACUCACAUCCUCUUCUCCCCCUUCCUCUUUGGUUUCAUCUUCUCCGCCCCACCCCCAGAGCCCAAGAGCGAAGGCAUCCAACACACCACCAUCUGCUUCUCCAUUGUCGGGUGCCAGCCCUGUCUUGACUCCAGUCCCUUCUCCCACUCAAACAACCCGCACCCGAACAUCUACCCCCUCCCAAACGCCUACUCAAGCCAGCACACCGGGUACCCCUACCCAGACCUUCACCCCAACACCUUCCUCAUCUCCCAUCCCUCUUACAUCGGUCCCCUCCCUGAGUAAAUGCCACAGUCCAACACCUUGUCUCCAGGCCUCAGUCUCCAGCUCAGCAAGAGUCCCCACUUCAAGCCAGAUUCCUAAACAGGUCUCACCUCUCACCCCAACCCAAACUUCAACUCUGUCCCAAACACCUGCUAGCACUAACGCUCCAACUAAAGUAACUUUUUCAGUUCAUCCUGUAAAGCAAACAUCUCCUGUCCGAACUCCAAGCUCCACUGCCAAAGAAAUCACAUCCACAGCCUCCUGCUCAACAAUUUUAUGUACAAAUCAGAGCUCCACAAAGUCCCCCUCUCUUUCUACCCCCUCCAGCACCACCAUCACCACCAGCACCUCUCCUUGUGUUCAGCCGGCCUCUUCUAACCCCCCAAAACAAAUACCAAGCACCAUGGCUGCCCCUACCCAGUCCUCAAAACUCAAUACACGUUCCACCCCUGUCCAGACCACACAAGCAUCCACCACUGCACCCACCCAGUCGGCACACGCAGACUCCCCUGCCAAAUCCACCUCUCCUAAAGGUGGACAAAAAGACCCUCAGCUGUCACCGGGCAGAAAAGACUCAGAGGGACUACGACACAAACUGCCCGCCAACAUGUAAAACAUAAAAAAAUUUAAAAAUUUUAAAAAAGAUGAGGAGGAAAACCUCAUAAAAUGUUGGACUUUGUGUUGUGGUGGGUGCCUGAAUAGCAGAGCCUUGGAUAUGCAGAGUUGUGUCAGAGUUGGCACCAGACAAGCCGUGAUUUCACGAGGACAGAUACAUGUUUGCAUUCACUCUAGGAUGUGAUUGUCUUAGAACAUCAGGUGUUCACGUGACUCACAGCCAAGCCAUCGAUCAAGGAUCCAGGAGAAAGACUUUAGGGGUCCUCAGCGGGGUUGAUAAGGCGGAGUCUAAAAAAAACAUCCAAAUGUAUACAUACAUAUCUGUGUUAGUGAUUGUUGGAGCAAGCUGGGGAGCUGAAGUGGAAAUAUGCUGCAGUGUAUCUACACAAUAAAACGGGAAGGAAACAACGUCUGGGAGUCUGGAAAAAAAAAAAAAAAGCUAAUGAAAAA